Molecule: messenger RNA, 1196 nt
Organism: Thamnophis elegans (Western terrestrial garter snake)
Lineage: Eukaryota; Metazoa; Chordata; Lepidosauria; Squamata; Natricidae
Product: major histocompatibility complex class I-related gene protein-like
Exons: 6
Coding region: 1-1053 (350 amino acids)
Biological process (GO): immune response
Cellular component (GO): external side of plasma membrane
Source: RefSeq, a predicted model, not a curated record
AUGCCUCUUUUUGUUCGUGCUAUCAGCAGUACUUUAUCUCUCAUGGUGGAAAAACGGGCUACUGCCAAGGUCCUAACGCUGAUGGGACACACAGGAGAGGAACAUGAAGCCCACUCAGGGCCAGAACCAGUUCUCAUUAGGGGCUACUUGGAUGACCAGCCCAUCAUCCGCUUUGACAGCCUCACCAGGAAGACGGAGCCUCUGGUGCCCUGGGUGGAGGAGGUGGAGAAGGAGAUGUUUCUGGCCCUGAGUGGGUCUUCAGGGAUGACCUGGAUAAGUUAUCAAAACUGGACUACCAUGCUGGAGGAGAGGAAUCCUGGACCCUUUUCAUUCACAUCCAUUCUUUCUGGAUUUCUUUCAGGGCGUCUCACCUGGCAGGUGAAUUUGGGCUGUGAACUCAGGGAAGAUGGGAGCAAAAGAGGAUUUUUGCAUUAUGGCUACGAUGGGAGGGACUUCAUCAGCUUCGACAAGGAGACUCUUACAUGGGUGACAGCUCAGCCCCAGGCCCAGAAGGUGAAGGAGAAGUGGGAGGAGGACCCAAGGUGGUCCCACGGAAACAAAAUUUUCCUGGAGAAGACCUGCAUUGAGUGGCUUCAGAGAUACCUGUCCUACCAGAAGGAGGUUCUGCAGAGGAUUGAGCCUCCGGUGGGGAAGGUGACUCACAAGGUGGUGGAUGACAGCCUGGAGGUCCUCAUCUGCCAGGCCUUUGGCUUCUACCCCAAGGAGAUCCAGGCCACCUGGAGGAGGGACAGAGAGGUCUGCCAGAAUGAGACCCUCCGAAGGAACGUGGCCCCCAACUCAGAUGGGACCUAUUAUGUCUUGCUCAGCAUUGAGAUCCACCCCAAGGAGAGGAACCACUUUCAGUGUCACCUGGAGCACAAGGGCUUGCGGGAGCCCCUGGUCUUGGCCUUGAAGAAGGAAACAGCUAGAAUAUGGUGGAUUUCCUUGGGAAUUGUGAUUGCCAUGAUCUUGAUUCUCUUCCUGAUAUGCCAGUGGUGGAGAUUUAGGAAAAAUAUAUCCCAGCAAGUGAAAUCUUAUUAUAUUUUUCCUUAAAUGGCUGCUUUUCCCCUUGUUUAUGGUACAGGUGGUGAGAUUCAAUCACAGACAAUUCUCCAACCCCAAGUACCUGUAGAGGUGAGUCUGAUUAUUGCUGGAGUCUCAACACAAAACUCUGGACUUGGAAUACACCAGAAACU